AUGGCUGCCUUGGAAGAACAGUUAGCUUUACCGACCGAUGUCGGUCCGGAACUGGUGGAAGUUGUGCUUCCCACGAAGACCGUCCCGUCUUAUGAACAGCGGGUUAUCGGUAAAGCGGCCGAGAUUGAGGGCGUUGAAGAGUUCCGAGGGAUACCGUACGGCAUUGUCCCGGGCCGAUGGCAGCACGCGUUGCUUCGGGACAGGCUGCCCGUGAAUGUAUUCAAUGCCACGAAGAAUGGCCCUCGCUGUCCCCAGGCCCAAGAGCCUAACACCAGCGAUUUUUUCCAGUCGCACCUUGAUUUCCCAAGUGAUGUCGCGGAAUCCGAAUUCGACUGUUUGAAUCUUUAUAUCACAAGACCAAAAGCAUCAGCCCUGAGCGCAGCGAAAACUGACCGUAAAGAUGCAAGCCUCCCUGUCUAUGUAUAUAUUCACGGCGGAGCAUACAGUUUCGGCGCAGGAACUGAUCCUAUGUGGGAUCCUGCCCGCCUGGUGAAAAAAUCCAUUGAUCGAAAGACCCCAAUCAUAGUCGCAACAGUCAACUACCGACUAAACAUGUUCGGCUUCGGCGCGUCUUCGGAAAUCAUCCAAGGCCAACCAGAGGGCCAACUAAAGGGCGGCAACUUCGGUCUAACAGACCAACAUACGGCUAUUCGAUGGGUUCGCGAGAACAUAGCCGCCUUUGGCGGUAACGUGAACCAGAUGACAGUGGGUGGACAAUCAGCCGGCGGAAGCUCGUCUCAUGCGCAGAUUGCACAGGCAAUUUUCGGAAAACGGGAUCCACUCGUUCACCGUGCUAUCAUUCAGUCUGGUGCUGUGGGCGUCUUGGGCCCGAUUACCAUGGACAAGGCUGAUAGACGGUGGAAUGCUUUUUGCGAACAGUUGGAUGCACCUGAGGAUUCAACAUCUCGUCUGUCGUACAUGGCAAAUUUACCACCCGACAGGCUUCUGAAAGCAUUUUACGAGCUUGGGUGGAUGGUUAGUCCCCUUGUUCUGGAUGAUUUGACUAUGUCGGAAAAUGCUGGUUCGCGAUGGAGGUGGAACAUACACCUCGACGGACCUGAAACAGAUAUGAUCCCGAAAGUCCCUAAAGACGACGUUGACCCGAUUGCUAUCCUCAUUGGAGAUACGGACCUCGAGGGCUCCAUGCACGCUGGCCAGGUUUCCAAGAUCAAAAGCUACACCCAGUUCCAGGACCUGUUGGCACGCAAAGUCGCCCAGCCAGAAUUCCGAGAGAAGUUCAAUGAGAUAUACGGUAUCCGCCCCGAUAUGCCUCUACCCGACCUCCACGAACAAAUCUACCACUUCUUAACCGAUCUCCAAUUCGGAUUACCUGUCCACCUUGCUCGAAACGAGUUGAGGAACUGUUCAACAACUAUACAAGAGGCAGUAACAGAGUUCGUUGGGCGUCCCACCAAUACACAAUCAUUCCGCGUGAACGUCGGCAACCCAUUCUCAGGACCGAAUUAUCAAAAAGCACAGCAUUGCGUUGAUUUGAUCUACAUCUACGAUGCGUUCGCGGAAGCCUUGCGCGCUGUGGACGAAAAACUACCUGCAGAUGUUGUCAAAAACCAAGCUAUGGUUGAGGCUUUCCAAGAGGACUGGAUUCGGUUCAUUGCUGAUCCGAUUGACGGUCGUGCGGAUGGGCGGGCGACAUACUACAAUGCGGAUAGGACGACAAACGUCGUGGACGUUGACCUGGAUGAGAAAUGGUCGGAGAGAAAAGUGAGAUAUGAGUUCUUGAACACGUUUCCUCUUUCUUCGCAGCAGACGUUGGAGGCAUUGAGUGGAGAUGGACACUCUUUCUAG
Penicillium pulvis is the source of this 1806-nucleotide messenger RNA. RefSeq lists its product as uncharacterized. The record is from RefSeq and is a predicted model, not a curated record. NCBI's taxonomy places the organism in Eukaryota, Fungi, Ascomycota, Eurotiomycetes, Eurotiales, Aspergillaceae. The transcript is spliced from 4 exons. The coding region runs from base 1 to 1806 and encodes 601 amino acids.